Molecule: messenger RNA, 333 nt
Organism: Mitosporidium daphniae
Lineage: Eukaryota; Fungi; Microsporidia
Product: 30S ribosomal protein S19
Exons: 1
Coding region: 1-333 (110 amino acids)
Biological process (GO): translation
Cellular component (GO): ribosome
Molecular function (GO): structural constituent of ribosome
Source: RefSeq, a predicted model, not a curated record
AUGCCCCGGGCUCUUUGGAAGGGGCCAUACUUUGACCUUAGACUCUUCAAGGCCAUACAGGAGGAUGCUGCUACAAAGAAAGGUGUCAUCACAUAUGCACGCUCGUCAACUGUCAUUCCUGCAUUUGUUGGUGCGAAACUCCUCGUGCACACGGGUCGGUCCUUCACCCCGCUCGUUGUGCGAGAAGAAAUGGUUGGACGCAAGCUUGGAGCACUUGUGCCAACAAUUACGCGCGGUGAGCCUCCAAAGUCCAAAGCGCAGAUCAAUCGUGAGGCUGCCCAGGCCGCAGCCGCUCGCCGCCGCGCCGCCGCCCAGGGCUCUGCUAACAAAUAG